Messenger RNA from Candoia aspera, 3187 nucleotides. RefSeq names its product granulocyte colony-stimulating factor receptor-like. Gene Ontology annotation, molecular function: cytokine binding; cytokine receptor activity. Bases 1 to 3159 code for a protein of 1052 amino acids. Gene Ontology annotation, biological process: cytokine-mediated signaling pathway. The transcript is spliced from 17 exons. Lineage: Eukaryota; Metazoa; Chordata; Lepidosauria; Squamata; Candoiidae. The record is from RefSeq and is a predicted model, not a curated record. Gene Ontology annotation, cellular component: external side of plasma membrane; membrane; signaling receptor complex.
AUGGCUACGGCAACCCGAACCACGGAAGUGCCAGAGGAACCCUCCAGCUCUGCCCCUGAAACAGGGGAGCGAGGCGAAGGGCAAGACGUCCUGGUUGAACCAUCCCAGGCACCAGCUGUUCAGUGCACCUCCCCAGAUGGAGGAAUGGAAUCGGACUCAGAGGAGGCAGAGACCACUGGGGUGCGAGUGGAAGGACCAGGCCCGUUGGAGCCCCUCAGCGAGUUGAUCAUCCUAGACGACCGACGAGGCACAGCGAGGAACAUCUUGGAAAUACCAGGUGCCGCUGAUGCCGGAGGGAGAAUCCACCAAACUGGCCGGACCCCUGGGACAUCAGGCCGUCCUUGUGUUAUCCUGGGCAUGCCUUGGCUAAAAUACCAGAACCGUUAUAUCAACUGGGAGUACAGAACUGUGACAUUUAGAGAUGGAUUUUACAACGGCCCCGCAGAGGCGGUGUCUAUUGCAGAUGUAUUUGGAGAAGCGGAGGCAGACCAGCUUCCCCCCCACCAUAAGACUGAUUGUGCCAUUGAACUAGACCCAGAGGCAAAGCUACCCAAGCCCAAAACCUAUCCCAUGACCCAAAAGGAGCUGGCAGCUUUGCAAACAGAAAAGGAACAUGAAGCCUUGCUCAGGCAAGUGCUUGCUAAGCUUAGAGCAGUGAAACUGUACGCCAAGCUCUCUAAGUGUGAAUUCCACAAAUCACAGCUUGAUUAUUUGGGAUACCGGGUAUCAGUGCAGGGCAUUGAAAUGGACCCAGCCAAAGUGCAAGCCGUGGUGAAUUGGAGGCAACCUCGCACCCGCAAGCAGCUACAAAGUUUCUUGGGGUUCACCAAUUUCUAUAGACAGUUCAUCGAGGGGCUCGCAGAGAUUGCCCUGCCACUCACUGACUUGCUGAAAACCAAAGGCCAAGGGGAAACUUGGGUGACUCAAAGAACCCUGAAGAUUAAGUACUGUAUCAGCUUCUGGGGGAAAAACAUCACAUGUUACUGGGACCUUCUACCUGAGAUGGAUUCUCCAAGUACAUACACCCUCCAGGUCACAGAGGAAGCUGGACGCUGCCAAAGAGAUUUUGGACUCACCAAGAAUUGCGUGGCUGAUCAAGGAGAACGUUCCUGCGGCAUUCCGGUGGAGAACCUUUUUGCUUUCUACAAAAUCAAACUGAUUGCACAGAAUCGGAGGCUGCGGGCCGACUCCUUGGAGAAAUGCAUCCACGGAAUGGGCAUUGUGAAGCUGAGUCCACCGGUGCUGAAGGUCACUGCACACCAAAGCCACUGCCUCCAGCUGGAAUGGAACCUGCUCGGGGAUGAGCUCAUGUCGGCAGCUGAGGCCCAGUACGAGAUCCAGUACCAUGACUUGGUGGAGAUGGCUUGGAUGCAGGUAAAUUUUACAGCAGUGGAGAAUGUACCCGUUUUUGCAAACAUCUGUGGGUUAUUCCCCUUUACCAACUACUCUAUCCAAGUACGUGCAAAAUAUCUGCACAGCUCUGCUUCCCAAAGUGAUGGAGGUCCCUUCUGGAGUGACUGGAGUUUGGAGAAAUUUGCAAGAACCCUUCCUGCAGUUCCAUCCCGAGGGCCAGCUUUCUGGAGAAAACUAGGAAGCCCCGGUGCUGACAAAAAGAGAGUGUCUGUCCUGAUGUGGAAGCCCUUGAAGCCGAAGGAAGCCAAUGGGGAGAUUUUGGGGUACAGCCUCCAUUCUCAGAGAAAAGGGGAGCCAAUGAGGCCCGAAUGCGUCACUCACGACCUGCAGUGUACUCUGCUCCUCCCGGCCAGGGAAGAAUUUAUCUUCUUUCUCACCGCCAAAAACACUGUGGGCAUCUCUCCCCCAACCAAGCUUGUGAUCCCAGCAUUCCGUAACCCAGAAGAGCCCCCACCCUCCCGUCUGCCCAUCCUCGCAUCUCCGGCAGGGGACCACUCUCUUCUCUUGCAGUGGUCCCUUCCCAGCACCCCAAAGAUGGACUUCAUUCUGGAGUGGAAUAAGCUGCCCGGGAAGGAAGGAGGCAACCCACACUGGCAGUAUCAGCCAGAGAACAUCAACCAUGCAGUCAUUACUGAAGCCAUAAAGCCAGGGAAUCUCUAUGCCCUGAAGAUCUUUGGACUCUUAGAUGGAAGACUUGGGGCCUUUGGUUCGACCCAGGCUUAUGCCAAGCAAAUCGCUCCACUUCGUGCCCCGGCUUUAUAUCCCACUCAGGUCUGGAAAUCUUGGGUGGAGCUGCAGUGGGAGAGCCUCCCUUUGGAAGAACGAGGCGGAGAGAUCCGGAACUACACCAUUUACUACAAGGAAGAGAGGAAGGAUGACUAUCGGACUGUGGUGCUGGACAGCUCGGCGCAUCGCUGCAUCAUCAACGGCCUGGCCCCCGGCUCCAUUGUGAGGGUGUACCUGGUGGCUGCCAGUGAAGGCGGGAACACCAGAGGCCCCAUGCUGUCCAUCCGCACCAAGAACUAUGAUUACGGGGAAGUUGAAAUCCUGCUUUCAGUUUUUUGCAUAGGGUUCAUUAUUCUCCUUGCAGGAACUCUGGUCUGCUUCUCCAGGCAUCGAUCGUAUGUCAAUAAACUUCGGAAGUAUCUGUGGCCACAGAUCCCAGAUCCAGGAAAAAGCAAUCUGGCUACUUGGAUGCCACAGAACAUGUGUUUGGACUUCACUUCUCACUGCAAUGAGAAAUGGAGCCACGCUUACCUUGGGGUGACCAUCACUGACCUCAAAAAAGUCUUUCCUUCUCAACCUGUGGAUCCAGAACCAGAACUGUUCCUUGGAACGCAGUGUCUGGGGGAAUCUCCCAAGGCUUUGCAGAAGGCUGCCCCCGUGAUCACAGAUGGAAUUGUAUCACGGGAACCUGAAGAUCAACAGCUUCAGAAACCUCUUGCAGCUUGGAAUGAGGUGGAAUACUCCAGGGUACUGGUGGUCAAAAACAACCAUGGCCCAGAUGAAACCUGGAGCAGCCCUUCUCGUAUGUGGUCUCUGCCCAAUUGCUGGGAUCUGGCCAAUACUUGCCCUGAGUCCCCGUUCAGCCAACAAUCCUGGGCUCAGAAUUUGACCUAUGAGACCUUCUUAGAUGUCAGGUCAUAUAACAGAGAAACCAUUGAAUCCACAGAUGAAUUUCCACUCCUGGUCAGUCUGGUGGCAAUGGAGGGAGAUCUGCAUUCUGCUGAAAGAUCACACACCUAACCCAUUGCCAAACAAAACAAAACAAAAC